Messenger RNA from Cladophialophora immunda, 1645 nucleotides. RefSeq names its product 60S ribosomal protein L8-B, variant. The record is from RefSeq and is a predicted model, not a curated record. Gene Ontology annotation, cellular component: ribonucleoprotein complex. Gene Ontology annotation, biological process: ribosome biogenesis. The transcript has 4 exons. Bases 594 to 1229 code for a protein of 211 amino acids. NCBI's taxonomy places the organism in Eukaryota, Fungi, Ascomycota, Eurotiomycetes, Chaetothyriales, Herpotrichiellaceae.
GCGAGACCUCCGCUCCUCCCUCAAACCACUUUUUUCCUUAUACUUGUUACAAGUCAAACUUCCCUUCCUCAACCGACAAAAUGGUAAGCUGAACCGUCGUCUCUGUCUUCCUUCGCCAUACUACAAUCUGCGCAUCGAUGGCCGCCCUCAGCGGAUGGGGUGAAACCCGAUGCGUAGCAAUAUUUUCCGCCAGAAUUUGCCUGGGGACAUCAUGAGCGUGAGGAAGGAUUCCACAGCCUGACCUCUUUACUGAGGGCUCAGUCAAUGAAUCAUCCCGCUCACUUUGUCGCCUUGCUUGAUUCUCGGUGAUGACUCCGGCUGGAGAAGGAGAAUCUCAGAAUGCAGCUUGCCACUGCUCUGGGCGUCCCUUCUCCUUAGAGUUCAAAGAAAACUUUUGUGUCAGUGGGAGGAUGUUUACUGACGUUUUCUUUGCUCAAUGACAGCCACCAAAGGGGAAGAAACCCGCGCCCGCGCCUUUUCCGCAAGGAAAGGCUGGUGCUACCAAGAAGGCUGCCAAGAACCCUCUCCUCGAGAAGCGCCCUCGGAACUUUGGCAUCGGUCAAGAUGUCCAGCCCAAACGAAACCUGUCUCGCAUGGUCAAAUGGCCAGAGUACAUCCGCCUGCAGCGGCAAAAGAAGAUUUUGAACAUGCGCCUCAAGGUCCCUCCUGCGAUCGCUCAGUUCCAGCACACUCUCGAUCGAAACACCGCGGCGCAAUGCUUCAAGUUGUUGAACAAGUACCGCCCUGAGACCAAGGCACAGAAGAAAGAGAGACUCCACCAGGAGGCGACUGCUGUGCAAGAGGGGAAGAAGAAGGAGGAUGUGAGCAAGAAACCCUACACGGUCAAAUACGGUCUCAACCACGUCGUCGGCCUCAUCGAAGCCAAGAAGGCAUCCCUCGUUCUGAUCCCUAACGACGUCGACCCCAUCGAACUCGUCGUCUUCCUCCCUGCUCUCUGCCGGAAGAUGGGUGUCCCUUAUGCCAUCAUCAAGGGAAAAGCCCGUCUUGGCACCGUGGUUCACAAGAAGACCGCUGCCGUGCUUGCUCUGACGGAAGUCAAGGGCGAGGACAAGUCGGAGUUGUCCAAAUUGGUCAACGCCAUCAAUGAGGGCUACACCAACAAGUACGAGGAGCAUAGGAGACACUGGGGUGGUGGGAUCAUGGGUGUCAAGGCCGUCGCCAGGAUGGAUAAGAAGAGGAAGGCCAUCGAGAGUGCCAUCAAGAUCUAAGCCACCCGCUCCCCUUUCGCCCCUCCUGUUCUUCCGGGACCUCCUGGGAGAAAGAACCCAAGGUGCAACUUCUGAGACAAAUGGCUUUCGAUUUGCUCAUGUCGUGUCAUGGGAUGCGUGCUGAAUGUUGAGGAGGAGAACGGUCAUUGAACGUUGGCCGGGUACCUGUCGACGAAGAGAGAGAUUGACGCCCGGGACCGAAGCUAUGGUCCGCUAAACAAACUGUUGCCUUGCGGUUGUCAUUGCCGGACUGAUGGAAGGAGCCGGGGUCAAAGGCAGCGGCCAUCGAACUCCCCCGGGUCUGCGCGCAAGCAAGCACUUACAUACCCAUCUCGUUGUGUGUGAGCUACGUGUCCCGGGCCUUCGUGGUCGUGAUGAUGGUUCGCGUCAAGGUCAAGGUCAAGGUCAAGGUCAAG